Molecule: messenger RNA, 4641 nt
Organism: Callithrix jacchus (white-tufted-ear marmoset)
Lineage: Eukaryota; Metazoa; Chordata; Mammalia; Primates; Cebidae
Gene: TRAPPC9
Product: trafficking protein particle complex subunit 9
Cellular component (GO): trans-Golgi network
Source: RefSeq, a predicted model, not a curated record
CGCAGGAGCAGAGCCGGCUCGGCCGCCAGUAGGAAGCGCCAGUCCGGAGCUGGGGAAGUGGCCGCAGAGGCUGCUCGGCCCCGCUGCCCGCCAGGUCGUGGGCUCCCGCUCCGGGCCCGGGGCCACCGGCUGUAUGGAGUUUCGCUGUUGUUACCCAGACUGGAGUGCAAUGGCACGAUCUUGGCUCACCGCAACCUCCGCCUCCUGGGUUCAAGCAAUUCUGCCUCAGUCUCCUGAGUAGCUGGGAUUAUAGGCGCGCACCACCAUGCCCAGGGACUUCAAAAUGAGUGUCCCUGACUACAUGCAGUGUGCUGAGGACCACCAGACGCUGCUCGUGGUGGUCCAGCCUGUGGGCAUCGUCUCUGAGGAGAACUUCUUCAGGAUCUAUAAGAGGAUUUGCUCUGUGAGUCAGAUCAGCGUGCGGGACUCCCAGCGCGUCCUCUACAUCCGCUACAGGCACCACUACCCACCCGAGAACAACGAGUGGGGUGACUUCCAGACCCACCGCAAAGUCGUGGGCCUCAUCACCAUCACAGACUGCUUCUCCGCCAAGGAUUGGCCGCAGACCUUCGAGAAGUUCCACGUGCAGAAGGAGAUCUAUGGCUCCACGCUGUACGACUCCCGGCUCUUUGUCUUUGGGCUGCAGGGGGAGAUCGCCGAGCAGGCACGCACCGAUGUGGCCUUCUACCCCAACUAUGAAGACUGCCAGACGGUGGAGAAGAGAAUCGAGGACUUCAUUGAGUCCCUGUUCAUUGUGCUGGAGUCCAAGCGUCUGGACAGAGCCACAGACAAGUCUGGGGAUAAGAUCCCUCUUCUCUGUGUCCCGUUUGAGAAAAAGGACUUUGUAGGACUGGACACAGACAGCAGACAUUACAAGAAGCGGUGCCAAGGCCGCAUGCGGAAGCACGUGGGAGACCUGUGCCUGCAGGCGGGGAUGCUGCAGGACUCGCUGGUACAUUACCACAUGUCCGUGGAGCUGCUCCGCUCCGUGAAUGACUUUCUGUGGCUUGGAGCUGCUCUGGAAGGAUUGUGUUCAGCUUCUGUCAUCUAUCACUAUCCUGGUGGAACUGGUGGUAAGAGUGGAGCUCGGAGGUUCCAGGGCAGCGCACUCUCUGCGGAAGCAGCCAACAGACACCGGCCAGGGGCACAGGAAGUUCUCAUUGAUCCAGGUGCCCUCACCACCAGCGGCAUCAAUCCCGACACCAGCACGGAGAUUGGACGCGCUAAGAACUGCCUCAGCCCCGAAGACAUAAUUGACAAAUAUAAGGAGGCUAUUUCCUAUUACAGCAAGUAUAAGAAUGCUGGAGUGAUUGAGUUGGAAGCCUGCAUUAAGGCGGUACGUGUCCUUGCAAUUCAGAAACGGAGCAUGGAAGCAUCAGAAUUCCUUCAGAAUGCAGUUUACAUUAACCUUCGACAGCUUUCUGAGGAAGAGAAAAUUCAGCGCUACAGCAUCCUCUCCGAGCUCUAUGAGCUGAUCGGCUUCCAUCGCAAGUCUGCAUUCUUCAAGCGCGUGGCUGCCAUGCAGUGCGUGGCCCCCAGCAUCGCCGAGCCUGGGUGGAGGGCUUGCUACAAACUCCUCCUGGAAACGCUCCCCGGCUACAGUCUGUCACUGGAUCCAAAAGACUUCAGCAGAGGCACGCACAGAGGCUGGGCCGCGGUCCAGAUGCGUUUGCUCCAUGAAUUGGUCUACGCCUCCCGAAGGAUGGGGAACCCUGCCCUCUCUGUCAGACACCUGUCCUUCCUUCUACAGACCAUGCUGGACUUCUUGUCGGAUCAGGAAAAGAAAGAUGUGACGCAAAGCCUGGAGAACUAUACGUCCAAGUGUCCUGGGACCAUGGAGCCCAUCGCGCUCCCUGGCGGCCUCACCCUGCCUCCGGUGCCCUUCACCAAGCUUCCCAUCGUCAGGCAUGUGAAACUGUUGAACCUCCCUGCUAGCCUCCGGCCACACAAGAUGAAAAGCUUGCUGGGUCAGAACAUGUCAACCAAAAGUCCCUUCAUCUAUUCACCAAUUAUUGCACACAACCGUGGAGAAGAGCGCAGCAAGAAAAUAGAUUUCCAGUGGGUUCAAGGAGAUGUGUGUGAAGUUCAGCUGAUGGUGUAUAACCCAAUGCCAUUUGAACUUCGAGUUGAAAACAUGGGGCUGCUCACCAGUGGAGUGGAGUUCGAGUCUCUCCCUGCAGCUCUUUCUCUUCCGGCUGAAUCUGGUCUGUACCCAGUGACGCUAGUUGGGGUCCCGCAGACAACUGGAACAAUUACUGUGAAUGGGUACCAUACCACCGUCUUCGGUGUGUUCAGUGACUGCCUGCUGGAUGACCUGCCAGGAAUCAAAACCAGUGGCUCCACAGUCGAGGUCAUCCCCGCCUUGCCGAGACUGCAGAUCAGCACCUCUCUGCCCAGGUCUGCACAUUCGUUGCAACCUUCCUCUGGUGAUGAAAUAUCUACUAAUGUAUCUGUCCAGCUUUACAAUGGAGAAAGUCAGCAACUAAUCAUUAAAUUGGAGAAUAUUGGAAUGGAGCCACUGGAGAAACUGGAGGUCACCUCGAAAGUUCUUACCACUAAAGAAAAAUUGUACGGCGACUUCUUGAGCUGGAAGCUGGAGGAAACCCUUGCCCAGUUCCCUUUGCAGCCUGGGAAGGUGGCCACGUUCACAAUCAACAUCAAAGUGAAGCUGGAUUUCUCCUGCCAGGAGAAUCUCCUGCAGGAUCUCAGUGAUGAUGGAAUCAGUGUGAGCGGUUUUCCCCUGUCCAGUCCUUUUCGGCAGGUCGUUCGGCCCCGAGUGGAGGGCAAACCUGUGAACCCACCUGAGAGCAGCAAAGCAGGUGACUGCAGCCACGUGAAGCCUCCAGAAUCCACCCGUCCCUUGAAUAUGCCUUCCAGUCUUGAGAUAUUUAUUGUGCCUCUGCUGAGUGCCAGGGAUUGCCAUGAAGAAGGCUGUCCAGGUAGAACUCACAGUCUCGUAGGAGAAGAUGCAUCAACAGAGGAUGCUCACAGGAUGUCCUACAUGCUGUGCCAGGGUACCGACAAGACCCUGGAAGCUGUCCUGAAUUUCAAAUACUCUGGAGGCCCAGGCCACACUGAAGGAUAUUACAGGAAUCUCUCCCUGGGGCUGCAUGUAGAAGUUGAACCGUCUGUGUUUUUCACCCGAGUCAGUACCCUCCCGGCAUCCAGCACCCGGCAGUGCCACCUGCUCCUGGAUGUCUUCAACUCCACGGAGCACGAGCUGACCGUCAGCACCAGGAACAGCGAGGUGCUCAUCCUGCAUGCUGGCGAGUGCCAGCGGAUGGCUAUUCAAGUGGACAAGUUCAACUUUGAGAGUUUCCCGGAGUCCCCUGGGGAGAAGGGGCAAUUUGCAAAUCCCAAGCAGCUGGAGGAAGAGCGGCGGGAAGCCCGAGGCCUGGAGAUCCACAGUAAGCUGGGCAUCCGCUGGAGAAUCCCCUCCCUGAAGCGCAGCGGUGAGGCCAGUGUGGAAGGACUCCUGAACCAGCUCGUCCUGGAGCACCUGCAGCUGGCACCUCUGCAGUGGGAUGUGCUGGUAGAUGGACAGCCGUGUGACCGUGAGGUCGCAGCGGCCUGCCAGGUGGGCAACCCCGUGCGCCUGGAGGUGCGGCUGACCAACCGGAGCCCACGCAGCGUUGGGCCCUUCGCCCUCACCGUGGUCCCCUUCCAGGACCACCAGAAUGGCGUGCACAACUACGACCUGCAUGACACCGUCUCCUUCGUAGGCUCCAGCACCUUCUACCUCGACGCUGUGCAGCCGUCCAGCCAGUCGGCCUGCCUCGGGGCCCUCCUGUUCCUCUACACGGGUGACUUCUUCCUCCACAUCCGGUUCCACGAAGACAGCACCAGCAAGGAGCUGCCGCCCUCGUGGUUCUGCCUGCCCAGCGUGCACGUGCGCGCCGUGGAGGUGCAGGCCUGAGCUGCCCAUGACCGUCCCUCUUUCUGCAGGCCCAGAGGUGACCCUGCCUGGCCUCCCACACCCCCUGCGAUGAGCAAGGCCUUGGCUGCAGCCCCAUCUCCUCCUCACACCCCCACUCAGCCCCCUGCUCACAUUCCUCCUGUAGCGUCUUUGCUGGGCCACGCAGAAGCCCCUGGACAGCACCCGGUGGCAGCCCCGCCCCAUGCCACACCCCUUCCCACACUGUUCCCUGGACCAUGCCCAGGCUGGUGUGGAGUAAACCCCAGAGCAGGGGCCCAUCCAGCCAAGGUCCCAGGAUCCCUGCAUUCGUUCCUGUGACCUGGACCCCCAGCCACGCUGUGCUGCUCUCACCCCAGCAGAGGGACGUCCCUCAUCCAGCCACCUCCCUUUGGCCAUAGAAAGAAAUGGUGAGCAUGAGGCUGGGCAUGGCCUGAGGGUGUGGGCAGCUUCUCUCCCUCCCUGGGCCUUGGAAUCCCCCAAGGCUGGUUCUCUUCCUGGAGACCCCCAUGGCAGCUUGGCAGGAGAGAUGGUGCUGUAGGUGGUCAUGGAUGGCUGACACCAAGAGGGGCCCUCCACCAUGGCAGGCAAAUGUCCAGGCCUGGGCUGGCUGCUCCGAAGCCCAGGGCUGUUUCUGGGUGCCCCCUGGCCCCAGGGUGGUCUCUGGGUACAGUGGCUAUCUGUGUCCAUGUCUGUGAGCAGUUCUUCAAUAAAUGGCCUGCCUCCUC